Adelges cooleyi (spruce gall adelgid) is the source of this 7476-nucleotide messenger RNA. RefSeq names its product mediator of RNA polymerase II transcription subunit 13 (gene skd). The record is from RefSeq and is a predicted model, not a curated record. Gene Ontology annotation, molecular function: transcription coregulator activity. The coding region runs from base 266 to 6730 and encodes 2154 amino acids. The transcript is spliced from 24 exons. NCBI's taxonomy places the organism in Eukaryota, Metazoa, Arthropoda, Insecta, Hemiptera, Adelgidae. Gene Ontology annotation, biological process: regulation of transcription by RNA polymerase II. Gene Ontology annotation, cellular component: mediator complex.
GUGUUGGUGUGUCCGCCAUUUUACGCGACUCGCCGUCGUCGAACAUGAACAACAACGCAGCUCCGGGCGCCUCGGAUCAUGAUUGUCGCGUUUCCGGCCUGUGAUUAUGUCCGUACGUAUUAACGCAAGUCCGUCGUUCGGCCGAAAUUGUUUCGCGUGUUCCGCGUCUUCGUGGUGCCCGCGGUCCGCCGGCUCCUCAACGGUGGUGUUUGUGUGACGUCCAAGACGUCGUCGUCGUCGUACCGGGCGAAAUGUCCAAUGAAAAAUGACUCACGCCAGCCAUCAGACCAACGGCGCCAGCUUGGAGGACUGUCAUACCAACUUCUUUGCCCUGACUGACCUGUGCGGUAUAAAAUGGCGUAAAUUUGUACACUGCUCAGCUGGUCCAGAAGGACCUCCUGACUGGGGAGGCGGACCUGGUAGUGGAAACAAUACCUGUGGUUCUGUACUUGAGGACCCGGUACUAUCCAGCUAUACGCGAUGUUUAACCAACGAUAUGCUAGCUGUUUGGAGACGGGUCUCACUUCCACAAGGCAACUCUCAACAAACAUCGCUUGACCCUUUGGUUCCUACGCCACCAACUCCAUUACCUGCACUCCCACCUGCACUUUCUUUGAAAGCUUCCAAAGAGUUGUGGAUAUUUUGGUAUGGUGAAGAACCCGAUCUGACUGGACUAGUUUCUCAACAGCUCUUACAUAAUGAAGGAGAUAAUGGAUCAUGGGAAAGUGGUUUGUCUUAUGAAUGCCGUUCUCUUUUAUUCAAAGCCCUCCACAACUUAAUUGAAAGAUGUUUACUAUCUAGAGAUUUUGUGCGGCUGGGGAAAUGGUUUGUGCAACCUUAUUCAUCAUCUGAAAAAUUAGAUGACUCUUGUUCAAGUCACUUAUCAUUUUCUUUCGCAUUUUUCGUCCAUGGCGAAAGUACGGUUUGUGCUAGCAUUGAUGUAAGGCAACAUUCGGUUGUUCGUACAUUAUCAAAAGAACAUUUAACACAAGCUUCAUGUCAGUCUCCUAAUGGAACAAAUAUUCAAGUAAUGCUUGCACCAUUCGGCCUUGCGGGAUCACUGACUGGCCAUGUAUUUAAAAAUAUGGAUGCCGAAACCAGUCGUAUGAUGGAUGAAUGGAGUCAUUUUUACCCCGUUGUGAACAAUAAUGGUCCAAAUGAAUUACCUUCUGUUGUAGAAGUGUUAGUUGGCGGGGUCAAAAUGAGAUAUCCUUCGUGUUAUGUAUUAGUUACUGAUUUAGAUGACAGCACUGCUGAAUUACAUAAAAAUCCUAAUACACAUCAAACAACAUCUCAACAACAACCAUCAAUUAAAACACAACUAUUGCCUCCUAAACAUCAACAUCAUCCCAACACAAUGGUUUAUGCUUUGGAUAAUACAACAACAGCAAUACCUGAAAGGACAUGGCAAGAUUGUGUUCUUGGGCCACUACAUACUGAACAAAACCCGCCGUCCAGACCAGGGUCCCCAACUUUAGGCCAAUGGCAUUUGUCUGAUCCAUUACAAAAACUCACGUGUUCCUGUACAAGGUGUAGAAAAACAAGUUCCAAGCACCAGCCACAGCCAAUCGGCACAACGUUCCAUAGACGCACUCCCCUCCCUGAUAGUUGCGUCAUUCAGCAGCUGCCACCCGAUGCAAACAAUGCCACCCUCAGGUCUACAAGAGUUGGCCCCCCAGAUAGUCCUUGUGGCCUUGACUCUGUUCCACCUUUGUCUUCGGUACCAACUCCUCCAUCUGCUGGUCAACCAGCUCCAUUAUCCAUUCCUCCGCCAACGUUGAGCCCACAUGAUGAAAAAAUUCCAAUUACUCCAUCAUCAGUUGACUUCCAGCCUAAGUCUGUGUCAUCGGUUACUAAUCAAGUUUUCUCACCAUAUCCAACUUCAGCUCCUGCUAGUCAAGAGCCAAAUAAAUCUGGACGAGAAAGCAAUGCCGGUACUCCUGCUCCAGUAAGCAGUGUCGUAAGUGUUCCAGCAACUACACCAACAGCAACUUUAACACCAGUUCCUCAGUCGCAAGCUCAGAGUUUAAGUACCUAUAUAACUCUGAAGCGGCCACAGCUUUUAUCGAAAGAUUAUGAGGCAAACCUAGUUGAAGAUGAACUUAUGCCGUCCAAACUGUUGUAUGAUUACUCUACCAUGGAUGCUUGGUUGUACCAUCCAGUGAAGAAAUUUAAACCAACAAUCCCAAAAGAUGAACCAGUCUCAAGGAUAAAUAAUUGUAUAGAAAAUCCUGCCUCUCCUCCACAAGUUUACAUUAGAAGAGACACCAGUUUACCUAUUCUUCCAGUGGAACCAACAGAAAAUGACACGACACAUUUUGGCAGUUUUGAAGAUAUGAAAAAUAAUGCUUUAAGGUUUAAAAGUGGUCGAUCAGACCCCUACGACUUUGAUGAGGAGAGUGGUGCUCAUUCUAGCAACAAUGUGAUGGCUGUAAAUGAUUAUAAUAAACAUAGUACUUCCAUGAUAAAGCAAGAAGAUGUUAAAAAAGAAUAUGAUUCUACAUUAAUGAAUGGUAACCGAUGUACUGGGGAUAGUAUGAGAGACCUCGAUCAUAUGUUUGAUACUUCUGAUGAUUUGUCUAGUGAUGAAGCUGUAGCAGCUUUGCAAAUGCAAACACCUCCUGGUUCCAAUAAACCUGAUGAUUGUAUCGGUAGCGGCUUGACAACACUUUUAGUGAGGCCACCUCGAGGUAGUGGAGGAGGAACUGGUGGUGGCGGUGUUUUGAGGCCUGAGGAGUUAGUCAAAAUGUUUCCAACACCUCCAUCAUUAGAACAUAAUCCAAUAGCAUCUCCAUGUCCUGACAUAGAUCUGCUUCCUCCUCGUAACUACCAGAAUUCGUACAUGGGGAGUCCUCAACACGAUCACAUAGAUGAUUGGUCAUAUGUUUACAAACCGCCAGCCAUAGCCAAGAUGGUUGGUUCUUCAAAAUAUGCACCACUCACAAAUCUUCCAAGCCAAAAUUUACCACCAUUAGUACUUCCUUCCAAUUGUGUGUAUAAACCUUCUUCAUUUGUUUAUCAUUCAUCACACCCUUCACAAAUUCAACAUCAUACACCUCAACCUGAAAAACCAACACAAAUGGUGCCGCCACCAGCAUCUUCAGCUAAUAACAACUUGGUGCCUAAUAUGAAUCGUAAUAGUCAUUACCAUCAUCCGAUGAUGAUGAGUCCAUCUCCUCAUAGCACACCCUGGCCUGGUGGAGGGAAUCAAUAUCAUCAUAGACCUCCGUCGCAGCAAAUGCAACACCAACAAGUGCCUCCACCCCCAUAUAGUCCAGCUAUUUCUCAACAUCACAACAUGAAUGUUACAUCAGCUAGCAUGUCACCACCUGUGCCUGAAGCAAACUCUAUAGUGGUGAUUGUUUUAUUAACUGACUCAUUAUUAAAUGUCUUCCGGGAUCACAACUUUGACAGUUGCACAUUGUGUGUGUGUAAUGCUGGUCCAAAAGUAGUUGGCAAUAUCAGGGGUACUGAUGCUGCAGUUUAUCUUACUCACACUUUGACACCAAAUGGUUAUUCAUCUCAAUAUCAACAGCAUCAUAUGUCUGUUGGAAUGCCUGGCGACGAAGAUGGAAUACGAUGUAGUUGUGGUUUUAGUGCUGUAGUCAAUCGCCGUCUCUCUCAUAAAUCUGGACUAUUUCCAGAAGAUGAAGCUGAAAUAACUGGUCUAGUUGAAGAUAUCCCAGUACGUGUUGAUGAAAAUUCCAUGAAUCCUGAAGUUUUAGAGUUAGUGAGGGAACAAUGUGCAGCUGUAGUUUAUAGUCCGUGCAAUUCGCUAGUAAGAGCGGCAGCAAAAUAUCCUAUAUGUAAUCCACCACAGACAACAUUAGUUAAUAUGUUAGAAUUCACCGACACGAAUCAAGUUGCUUUAUUAGCUCUUGAACAAGGAAGAUUAGCAAAAUUGGAAGGUGGAAUGAAUAACCAUUGGCAAGUUGAGCAUCAUCGUUGGCCAGGUCAUCACCAACAACCAUUGCCACCUUUAAAUAAUAACUCACCACCUGUUCAUAAAUGGGCUUAUAGUCAAGCAUCCGGACCACGUAAUAGUAGACAACUCAUACGGGUUAUGAGAACCUUACAGCCAAUUUUGCAGGAAGCUAUUCAAAAGAGAAGUGUAGCGUCACGACUGUGGGAGCCUUAUACAGUAACUGGACCUUUAACAUGGCGUCAAUUCCAUCGAUUAGCUGGCCGAGGUACUGAAGAUAGAUGUGAACCACAACCAAUUCCUCCAAUACUUGUUGGACAUGAUAAGGAUUGGCUGGCCGUUGCGCCUUUAGCUCUUCACUAUUGGGAUAAAUUAUUACUAGAACCUUUUUCUUAUUCCCGAGACGUGGCGUACAUAGUGGUCAGUCCAGACAACGAAUUUAUUUUGCAAAAAACAAGAUCUUUCUUUAAGGAACUAAGUGCAGCUUAUGAAAUUAAUCGAUUAGGUCGCCAUUGUCCAAUUACCAAAGUGUUACGAGAUGGCAUUCUUAGAGUUGGUAAAUCAGCUGCUGCUAAGCUUGCUAAAGAGCCUGUGGAUGAAUGGUUUACAAUGCUAGGUGAAAAUCACCAAUCAUCAAUGUUGAAACUAUAUGCCCAAGUUUGUCGUCAUUAUUUAGCACCACAACUAUCUCAAUUUUCCAUGGAUAAAACUUUAUUAGAUCCACCUGAAGGUAUCAGUGUACCAAGACCUCCACCUUCACCAAUGCCUCCACCAGCAUCAAUGACUCCCAACUCGGCUGAAUCACCUUUAUCUACUGAUCGUGCUCCCACGCCAAAAAGUGAAGGAGCAGAUGAAUCAUGUUCUGGAUCUCAAGCCGAUAAAAGUUUUAACAGUAGUGGGGAUAAUAGCCAUUGUGACGAUGAUGAAAGUGAAGUGCCAGCUAUUGUUAUUUAUCUCGUUGAACCAUUUUCUAUUGGCAAAGACAGUAGUAAUCUAGCAAGAAUCGCCUGUCAUGGUCUUCUACGAUGUUAUAAUACUGUAUUAGCAACAUUACCAGAGGCUAUUCGCUCAAAUAUAUCUGUUCAGUUAAUAUCUUUGGAAAGUGUACUCGAACUUGGUCGAUCUUCAGAUCAUUUAAAAAUGAGUGAUAACAUGAAAACUUUGGCUUUGUCUGUGUUUAGCCAAUGUAGACGUUUCUUAACCCAUACAUCCAAUAUUAAAGCUCUUACUGGAUUUGGUACAGCAGCCAUGACUGAACUGUUUUUAAAGAAUAAAGAUGAAAAAAAUCGAACCGCUUAUAAAGCAUACACUCCGCCAUUUAUUUUAGCUGGUUAUAGGAAUAACAAAACUGGUAGGGCGGAUAGUAGUAUAGCUGGAGAUAAUAGUGCUGGUGGUGAUAGUUUGUCAAUCCUCGGUGGACCUAAUGGAAAUGGAACACCUUCAGGAACUGAUCAACAGUGUUCAGUGCUUUAUGCUAGUUAUUGUAUAUCUGAGGACCAAAGAUGGAUAUUAGCAACAGCAACGGAUGAACAGGGCAUUUUGUUAGAGACUGCUACAAUAAAUAUAUAUGUACCCAAUAGAAGUAGGCGGAGAAAAUCUCCAGCUCGAAGAAUUGGAUUACAAAAAUUAAUGGAGUUUAUUUUGGGUGUUAUGAGUCAAAGUGUAACACCUUGGCGUUUAGUUGUAGGACGAGUUGGUAGAAUUGGUCAUGGCGAACUUAAAGGCUGGUCUUGGUUAUUGAGUCGUAAAGCUUUAUUGAAGGCCUCACGCCACUUAAAAGAAUCGUGUGGCCAGUGUAGUCUUUUAUAUCAGAAAUCUGAUGUACCAUCCGUAGUAAGUGCUUGUUUGGUUUCUUUGGAACCCGACUCUUCUCUGAGAUUAAUGCCUGAUCAGUUCACACCCGAUGAACGCUUCAGCCAAGCAUCGGUUGCUUGUCAACUAUCUACACCUAGAGAUGUUUCAGCCACUCACAUAUUAGUAUUUCCAACAUCGGCAACAACCCAGUCAUCACAAACUGCCUUCCAAGAACAACAAAUCAAUGGCCCAGAACUCAAAGAUGACGAAUUGUUUAGUGCAUUUAAUGAAGAAGAUAUGCCUGAGGGCAUGGAAGAUAUGGGUGACUUUAAUGAUAUAUUCACCACGUGGAAUGACAGUGACGCAGUUGGAAACACAAGCUUGGGUCUUCCUAGUGGUGGAGUAUCUGGUGGCUUAGGCGGACCAAGUGGAAACGUAAUGGGAGGUGGAAUGGGUUCUGGAUCAUUAGGUGGGUCGAUGGGAAUGGGACGAGGAUUGAUGGGAGCUAGAGGUGAUUGUUCUUCUCAACCCGGUAGUCCACCAUCUUCACAACCUUGCAGUCCUUUCAAUUGUGGUUCAUCAUACAGGAAUGGAGGUAGUUGUUUGGACAGUCAUGAAGAAGUUGGAGCAUUACUUCAACAACCGUUAGCUCUGGGAUAUUUAGUGUCAACUGCACCAACUGGUCGGAUGCCUUCAUGGUUCUGGGCAUCGUGUGCACCAGAUAUUGAAAAAUGCAGUCCAGCAUUCCUGAAAAGUGCAUUACACAUGCAUACUGUACAGCUGCCAAACAAUGCAGACCCAGCUGCUGCAGAUCUUCUGCAUCCAACAUCUGCAGUUUCAGCUCAUCCUCUAGAUUCUCAAUACACCACAGAUGUCUUAAGAUAUGUUUUGGAAGGUUACAAUGCAUUAUCCUGGCUAUCUUUAGAUUCAAACACACGUGAUCGAAUGUCAUGUUUGCCAAUUCACAUGCAAGUGCUAAUGCAGCUGUACCAUACUAUGAAUGCACUUAUAUGACGUUAACAUAUUUUUUCUGAAUUAACUUAGCUAAUUUUCGCCAAACGUUUCCUUUAUAAUUUCAUCUAAUUUUUAGAUCAAUAAGGUGAUAUUUUCUUAUGUACAUUUUUAGCUUUAUUUGAAAACCAAAAUAAUUAUAAAUAACUGGACACUUUUUUUUAGUUUAGACAAAACUAAAAUAAAUCGCAUAAUAAACAGUAGGUACCAAUGGUUAGAAAAUUUUUUAGGGCAAUUUUAUUUUAUUACAGUAUGUUAUAGGUAAAUUGUGAAUGUAAUUAAUAAUAAUAUUAUUCUUGAUACAUUUAAAAAAAAAUUUAAUGACAAUUUAUGUUCAAGUUGUCAAGGAACGAGUUACCAUAAAAUAUUGUGUCGUUUUAAUGGUUGUUCAUAUUAUUUAAGUUUAUUCUUUUUGUAUAAUAUAAUUUAUUUCACCUUUUUUAUCAUUUUAAAUUAUUAUAAAUUUUUUUAGUAAAUGUCAAUUUUAGUCACAUUGAUUUGUGACUGUUGUUGUUUAAUGUCUGGCUUUAUAAUUUUUGAGCUUUUUAUUUACCUUCCCCCUUCCCGAUUUAAUCGGGCUACUUGUAUAUGUAUAUUUAUAAACAUAUUUUGGUUUAUUAUCGUUCAUAAUUAUUAUUAUUAUUAUUAUUAUUAUUAUUAUCAUAAAUAAAGUGUACAUUUGUACACAUACAUAAUUAUGUAUAAAUAUAUUUUAUUAACUAUACAUGUAAAAAUAUUAAUUAAUUAUC